CUAAAAAACUUCAUCAUAAUUCUAGGCAUCAACAACCCCGGGUGAGUCCUCAGCUGCAGAUGAUUUCUUUAAUAAGUACUUGAUAAAGAUUCAAAUACAAAACCUCAUUGCAAAAGGCACAACAGCUGCGAUCAGAAUAUAGCGAAACUUCAUCGAUUCCUUAGGCGUGAUAGCGAAUACAACAGACCCACAUGUUACAAUCAUUGAAGCCAUGGCAACCAACACUUCGAGAUGAAAAGGGAAUUUGUAUGUUAGGGACAUUAUGACCAAGACAGCUGAAAAUGCCAAAGAGUUGGAAAUCAAGAAAAUAUAAUAAGCUUGUUUUUCGGAUGCAUAAAUGGCUCUUCCUGCUUUGUGUCCAUCUUUGUUAUCUUGCCAAACUCCCCCACAUCAAAAUUAAUUUAAGCAUCAGAGGUACUACAAUGGACCCUGAGUUCCCUUUCUCUACUGUGCAGGUAAUAGUCCGAGUGUUGUCAGCAUAGAGUCGCCCAAGCCUACGAAACACGACAUCAACCUUUGGAGCUUUUCUCAUUUCUGCCCACCCAUCUGAUCUAAUUCCUUUCCAUUGCUCUCAUAUUAUCGGUUAGGGCUUAUUUUGCACUUGCAACCAAUUUAGAGAGGGGUGGAAAAAUCUCGUUGGGCCUAGCUCAAUUCAGUACACGGAUUUCUCUCUAUUUUUUUUUUUUUUCUCUUUUUGCUGAAAUACACGUGAAUUUCUCAGUCCAAUUCUUGCCCCUUUCCAUCCGGCAUCCACAGAAUCAUUUGGAAGGUCCGAAUAUGGAGAAAACCUACUUUGCAGUGCCCCCCAUUGUCCAACACCAAGGAAGGUGUCUACAUAUCCAACAGGCUCCCAUGUGCUUAACUGGGCUUGGCCUUUUGAGGAUUCUGUGUUGGGCAGAAAAGGACAAGAGAGCAGCAACCCCAAAUUGUUUCAGCACUCAAAGCUCCAUCCGAAGUUGAAGCCAAACCACAAGUCUAACAACCCCUUGUAGUUAAAGGAGGAAAACCGACGAAUUCCAAACCAAACCUAACGCCCAAACGCCAACCGAACCAGAUGGAAGUUUUGGCUGCCGAACAUCGGGUGUUGACGGUUCCACCAUAUAGCAUAGCUAUCAUGCUACUUACCCAAAGUUGCUUUCAACCACCCCUUCUCUCUCUCUCUAAAAAAUGCCACCCAAAAAUAAGUCACAGCCACCUACGCCCACCCCGUGCGGUUGAUUACAUGACACUAUUUGAUCGUACGAAUGAUAUCUAUCCCAUAUUUUGUUAAGAAAGACUUUGAUGAUGAUAGUGGCCCCAAAGUCAGAGGUGGACCUAUAUAGACAGACAGACAGACAGACAGACAGAGAAUUGGUGUGGGAGAAGGGUGCGCAGCCUAUCACACCCUUCCCCCACGGUGCACGUUAGCCCUCCCCACCCCCUCCACCUAUGCGGUGGCCUCCUCAUCCAUCUAGAUAGAUCUCAAAAUCAGCCGCACACUCCUCCCUCCACCUCAAUAUGUCACCAAACACCACUUUCUUCCUUAUCUCCUCCACUCCCUCAUCUCCUUCUCCACCCUUGUACCCCACCACUACCUCUCUGCUUUUCCCUCUUUCUAUUCUGCGCCACCCACCUUAUCCUUCUUCCCCACCCUGAUUUCCCAACCACCACCUCUACUUCCAUUUCCUCCGCUUUCCAACCUGCGCUGCCUUUCUUAUCCUCACCCCAAACCCACCCCUGGAUCCUCAAUAAGAACGAGAAAAGAACGUCCUUUUCCGUUAUCCUCCACCAUGGCUUCCUCAUCCUCGCCGCCACCCGCAGACGACGCCGCCGCACCCACCACUCCUUCGGGCCCACCCACUGCCGUGGGUAUAACGCUGUCGCUACCCGCACCCCCACUGCCUCAAUCCGAGACGCAACCGCCCGCAUCAUCAGCCACCACCGCAUCCCGCCGCCUCCCGCCGCCCUGCUGGUCCCACGACGAGACGGUCGCUCUGAUCGACUCGUACCGCGACAAGUGGUAUUCCCUCCGCCGUGGAAACCUCAAGGCUACCCAUUGGCAGGAGGUGGCCGACUCCGUGGCCCGACGCUGCUCCGCGGCCUCCCCUCCCAAGACCGCCGUCCAGUGUCGUCACAAGAUGGAGAAGCUCCGCAAGCGCUACCGUACAGAGCUUCAGCGCGCCCGCUCCAUGCCCGUUUCUCGGUUCACCUCCUCCUGGGUCCACUUCAAGCGCAUGGACGCCAUGGAAAAGGGCCCCUCCUCCGGAUCCUCCAAAAAACGCGUGAACGUGUCCGACAGCGACAACGAUAACGACAUCGACGCCGAAGAUGACGAAGAUCAGGAUUUGUACGAAGAAUUCAAGAAUGGAGGAGGUCCCAAUAUGAGGCAUAUGAGUAAAUUGUAUAGGAAUAAUGGGAUUGGGGGUGGCAGCGGUGGUGGUGGGGGUGGUAGUGGAGGAAGUGGGUUUCGGAUCAGAAUCCCGUCCGGGGUGGGUAUAGCGCAGCCCGGAUCGAAAUAUUUCGGUAAGGCUGAGCACAAGUAUAACUCUAAUCCUAAUUCAACCCCUAACCCUAACCCUAGUUCGAGUUCUGGCGGUAAUUUUGGGGCCAGGGUUUUGAGGGAGUGUAAUUCGGCAGGGUCGGGGAAGAAGGAGAGGGACCCGGUGACGGAGAUGGUGUCGGCGAUAAAGGUAUUAGGAGACGGGUUUGUGAAGAUGGAGCAGAUGAAGAUGGAGAUGGCGAGGGAGAUUGAGGCGAUGCGGAUGGAGAUGGAGAUGAAGCGUACCGAGAUGAUCUUGGAGUCGCAGCAGCGGAUUGUGGAGGCGUUUGCCAAGGCCUUCUCGGAGAAGAAGAAGAAGAAAGCAAAGCGAAUGCCCUCCCCGGAGUCUUAGAAUGCCUUUUUGUACUUGGAUUUUGUGGGUUUCAUGGCCAUGUUAUUCUCCCAGAAGAAGGGUCUUUGUUUCUGUAAUUUUUUUCUUCUGUUAGCAAUUGAGAAUUUGGGAGUGGUUUGGUAUUCAGACAUCCGUGGAGCUUGCUCAACAGGCCAAGUGACAGAGAUGAUUUGAGUUUCCUAGUUUAGUCGUCAUGUUUUAUUCGGCUUAUGCCACUUUUCUUAGAAUUAGUAUAACUAUGUGGAACCUAACUAGCUGUAGCUUGAUUUUCACUGAAAACGUAGCUUUAUUGUCGAUUCUGUGUUUUGAUUCCAAGCUUAUUAGGAACAAGCCGUGUCUUAAAUAGUAUUCUUUUUUCUAAUGCUAGUUCUGCAUUUCUAACUUCACCGGGCGAUGUUUUAUUCUCGGUAUUGUUCA
Juglans regia (Persian walnut) is the source of this 3287-nucleotide messenger RNA. RefSeq names its product trihelix transcription factor ASIL2-like. The record is from RefSeq and is a predicted model, not a curated record. Lineage: Eukaryota; Viridiplantae; Streptophyta; Magnoliopsida; Fagales; Juglandaceae. Gene Ontology annotation, cellular component: nucleus. The transcript has a single exon. Bases 1770 to 2870 code for a protein of 366 amino acids. Gene Ontology annotation, molecular function: transcription cis-regulatory region binding.